This is a messenger RNA of Myzus persicae (green peach aphid), 2100 nucleotides long. RefSeq lists its product as uncharacterized. Gene Ontology annotation, molecular function: protein dimerization activity. The transcript is spliced from 6 exons. The coding region runs from base 1 to 2100 and encodes 699 amino acids. The record is from RefSeq and is a predicted model, not a curated record. NCBI's taxonomy places the organism in Eukaryota, Metazoa, Arthropoda, Insecta, Hemiptera, Aphididae.
AUGGUUUAUAGUAAAAAGCUUAGUGGAGCAGAAAACCGAAAACGCUCUCAUGCAAAAAGUGAAGCUCAAGCCAAAAUUAUUUCAAAAACUGCUAAAUUACAAACCUAUUUUAGGUGCCCAGAUAGACAGCCUAACCAAAUUGAAAAUGAAGUAAAUAAUACAAGCAAAAAUGAUCAUAGCUGUACUGUUAAGGAAUAUAAUCUAUCUAAUCCAGACUAUCAAAUUUUAUCAAAUAAGAGCAGUACCGAAACUAGUAAAACUCAAUUGUCUACAGAAUCUAAAGAAAUAAAUAAUACACCAACACCAUGUUUGUCCAUAAAUGACCCUGUCAAUUGGAUGAAAAAUCAAGAAACGAUAGAUUAUUUAUCAAUAAAUGGAUUUAAUCAAAAUUUGGAGAACAAUAAUUUCCAUAAAUCAAAAAGAACUUUUAAUCGAAUAAUUGGUGGUGUUAGACAUACUCGUUUUCGAUAUUUGUCAAAAAGUUUCUUUGUAUCUACUCUUGUUAAUGGUGAAAAAAUUAACCGAACCUUUUUGGUUUACUCAGAAAGUAAAGGAUCAAUAUUUUGUGCACCCUGCUACUUAUUUGGUGGUACUACAUCGUUUGCCACAGUUGGCUUUUCAGAUUGGAAAAAAGGAGAAGAAAAAAUUAAGCGUCAUGAAAAUUCAAAAAACCACAAACUGUGUGUAAUUAAAAUGAAAGAAAGAGGAGAAGUAUUAAAUCGAAUCGAUCAAAAGCUGAUGUAUCAAGUAGAAACGGAAAUAAGUUAUUGGAAAAAUGUAUUGACUAGAGUUGUAGCUGUUGUUAAAUCACUUUCUUCUCGUGGACUGUCCUUUAGAGGUGAUGAUGACUAUUUUGGAUCAGUUCAUAAUGGGAACUUCAUGAUGAGCUUAGAGCUUAUUGCUCAAUUCGAUCCUUUUUUAGCACAGCAUAUUGAAAAGUUUGGCAAUAAAGGAAAAGGUUCAACAUCAUACCUAUCUUGUAAUAUAUAUGAGCAGUUCAUGAGUAUAAUGGCAGAUAAUGUUUUACAACAAAUGGUAAAAGAAAUAAAGGAAGCUAAAUAUUUUUCCAUCAGUAUUGAUUCUACUCCUGACAUUAGCCAUGUAGAUCAACUAUCAUUUAUUUUUCGGUAUGUUCAAAAUAAUGGCAGUCCGGUAGAAAGAUUUUUAGGGUUUUUACCCAAUUCUGGUCAUAAAUCUGAAGAAUUAGCAGAUGCUGUAUUUUUAGUUUUAGAAUCGCAUGGAUUAGAUAUAAACAACUGCCGUGGUCAAAGUUACGACAAUGCGUCUAACAUGUGUGGUAUGUAUACAGGACUUCAAGCUCGCAUUAAAGAAGUUAAUCCUUUAGCUACAUUUGUACCAUGCUCGGCACACAGUUUAAAUCUUGUUGGUGAAUGCGCUGUAGACUGUUGUAGAAAUGCUUCUGAAUUUUUUAAUCUGCUUCAAAAUAUUUAUAAAUUUUUCAGUUCUUUUACACAUAGAUGGGAAAAACUUCAGACCAAUUUAACUAAAAGAGAAAAUGUAUCACUUAAAAAACUAUCAGAUACCAGGUGGUCAGCAAGAUCUGAUGCAAAAAAAUCAAUCACAAGAUCAGAAGCUAAUGGACUAUGUUUAAAAUUAGACUGUCUUGAAACAGCUAUUAUGGCCACAUUAUGGGGUGAUAUACUAGAAAGAUUCAACAAAACUAGUAAACAAUUGCAAUCAGUUGAGAUUGAUUUAGAAACAGUGUUUAUACAAUUUAGAAGCUAUUUAAUGAGCUUAACUGAAAACAUAAGACCUAAAACUGUAAUGGAUGUUUGUAAAAUGAUCAGAACUGAAAAACUUCAAGAACUGUUUCCUUACGUAGAUAUAGCAUUAAGGAUGUAUUUAUGCUGUCCAACAUCCAAUUGUUCAGCCGAGAGAUCAUUUUCAGCAUUAAAGAGGGUUAAAUCUUAUUUGAGGUCGAGAAUGACUGAUGAUCGUCUUAAUAGAAAUGGGUUUUCACUCUCCGAGGCGUUAGAUAUUCUUUUAAAUGAAGAUAUAGAGGGAGAUAUUUUUAUUGAACCUCCUUAUCCUCAUGUUGAGUCAGAUGGAGAUUCCGCAGAUGAGGAUGGGAGUGGGUAA